This is a messenger RNA of Procambarus clarkii (red swamp crayfish), 4215 nucleotides long. RefSeq names its product N-glycanase Pngl (gene Pngl). NCBI's taxonomy places the organism in Eukaryota, Metazoa, Arthropoda, Malacostraca, Decapoda, Cambaridae. Gene Ontology annotation, biological process: glycoprotein catabolic process; protein deglycosylation; protein quality control for misfolded or incompletely synthesized proteins. Gene Ontology annotation, cellular component: cytosol; cytoplasm; nucleus. The record is from RefSeq and is a predicted model, not a curated record. Gene Ontology annotation, molecular function: peptide-N4-(N-acetyl-beta-glucosaminyl)asparagine amidase activity.
AUACACUAACGAUCCUUGACGGCGCUGACUGGCAGACACGUCCUCGGCCGUUGCCCAGUUAUUCGGCCAAAUAUUUUUUUUUUAGUUAAACGAGAAGGCGAAGAAGCAGCAGACAGCAAAUAUGUGAAAUACCCACGUAAACGACGAGAUGAUGGAGUGUUGAAUUUGGUGCUUGAUGUAGUGUGUGGUGUUGUAUAGGUACUGUAGUGGGAAUAGGGAGGUCUGGGGUUAAACAGAACUAAAACGCAGUCACCAACAGCCAUGGAUGAGAUGUCGGGUUGCGUAAAGUCCCUGUUAGACAACGAUGAAGAAUUGUUGCAGGCAGCAGUGGAUACCCUGUUAAAGAUUGCAGAGAACAUAUUGAAGGAUCCAUCAAAUGAGAAAUUUCGCAGUGUGAAUCUGAGCAGCAGUGUAGUGGAGCAAAAGUUGAUUCCUGCCAUAGGUGCCUUGGAAGUUCUCUUCCUCAUGGGAUUUGAGGAGGGAAAUGAUAAGUUGAUUCUUCCAAAAGAUGAUCCACUCACCAAUUUGCGUACAUACCGACAGCAGCUGCUAAAGUUGAAGCAAGAGCGAUUGAAGAGAUCCCCAACAACUGCUAAAGGAAGUGUCUCAAAUAUUCUGACUCCUGAAUUACAAGAGAGGGAGUUAAAGCUUAGAUCAAAUCUUAUCAAUGAAUUUGAGAGAGUUCUCAUAUAUGAGAGCCCAGCAAUCCAAGAAAAAGCACGACAUAUCAUGCCAGUCCAGGAUUUACACGAGCGAGCAAGAAGCAAACUGUCGGCAAUAAAUAAGGAAGUAAGGAAAGAUGAAAAACCAAUGGAUUUCCAGGACUGUGUGCUAGUGGAGCUGUUAGCAUGGUUCAAGAAUGAUUUCUUUAAAUGGUUUGACUCGCCAACAUGCCAACAGUGUCACUGUCAAAUGACAGCUGAGGGUUCCAAGCCUCCCACAGAAGAUGAUCAUGCUUGGGGAGGGAGCCGUGUUGAAGGAUAUUGUUGUAAAGACUGUGGUACUGUUGACCGUUUUGUACGCUAUAACCAUCCUAGCAAACUUUUAGAAACAAGACAGGGGCGUUGUGGAGAAUGGGCAAACUGCUUUACCCUUCUAUGUCGUACUCUUGGGAUGGAUGCAAGGUAUGUGCAUGAUUAUACUGAUCAUGUUUGGACUGAAGUUUACUCACAGUCUCAAGGUCGAUGGUUACAUGCUGAUUGCUGUGAGAAUAAGUUGGAUAAUCCACUUAUGUAUGAACAUGGCUGGGGCAAGAAAUUGACAUACAUUUUUGCCUUUUCAAAAGAUGAAGUUGUAGAUGUUACCUGGCGAUAUACCACUAAACAAAAUGAGGUACUCAAAAGAAGAAAUGAUUGCAGAGAGACAUGGCUAGUGUCAACUUUAAGGGAUAUUAAUAAACAGCGGCAGGCAGCGUUCCCCGAAGCAAAAAGACAUUUUCUGGAGUAUCGCCUUGUAUCAGAGAUUGCUGAAUUCUUUGCCUCUAAUCGCACCUUGAAAGAGUCGGAAAAUGAGGGAAGAUGUUCUGGCUCCUUGUCUUGGCGUUUAGCAAGGGGUGAAACACAGGCCAUGGGCAACUCAAGUUACACCUUCCAGCUUAAACAAGAAGAAAUUGAGAAAAAAGAGUUUAUGGUGAAGUACUCAUCAGCUAGAGAUGAAUAUAUGAGAGUUUCAGCUGGUGAAGUAAUAAAGGGUUGGCAUGCUGGUAUCAAAUCAGCAAAAGAUAUCAUAAGGAAACAUGAAACUGACUGGAAAAUGGUAUAUAUUACACGAAGAGAAAGGAGCAGUAUUGGUGAAAUAAGCUGGAUAGUGGAUUGGUCCAACACAGGAUUAAAGGCUGCUUCAAUAUUGAUUGUGUUUCAGCAUGCCACAUUUGAAAAUGGCAGUGUUACAUGGCAGCUUUGUACUGGAGACAAGUGUUUCUUGGGCAACAAAGAAGGUGUAUUGGAGCUUACCGAAGGUGACUUGCAGCAUGAAACAACAAAACUAGAAUUAUCAGCUCAUCUUUCAAAUGGUCAAGGAGAAAAUGCCUGGCAACAGGCUCAACUCUUUCGUCAGUCAGACAGCUCUCUUGAUCAAUUCCCAUUUCUUAUACACAUUAAAUAUUACUAAACUGUGUACAUGGUAUAGAUUACACAGCUGAGGAAAGUUUUUAUGAAGCUUUACAAAACUUGACAUUAAUUUAAGGAAAUGGUUGUAUGUCAUCUCUACCUCACACCUUUUUAAAGUCUUGGUGAUGCCAGUACAGUUGUAUAUACCAUGCAAUACUGUUUUCACUUUUGUACCUUGAGGUAUGGUGCAUCAGGCGCAUAAAUAUGUCAAGAAGUCCUACAGUAUAUUUUGUCACACAAAUUAUAUAAGUUGAGGCAAUAAUAUGUAAUGUAGUUCUGUACCCAGAGUAAUAAAUUAUAUAGUGAUUAUUAUGGAAAGCAAAUUUAACACUAUUGUUACUAGACUUCUGUAUUUUUAUAAGACGCUACUUCAUGUUUAUCCAUAGGUUAUUUUAUCUAGAAACACAAUUUGGCUGUUACAGUUGUCGAAUGUAUUAUUGUUAGUCACGUGACGGAUAUUUUCAAAUAAUACAGAAUAUUUUAAUCUGCUCUGGGGGGUUUAAUAAAAGCUUUGUGUUUGUAUAUACAAACUGGCUUUUGUGGACAACCUUUAUGUUUGUAGUAAAGGAUGCUGCAUUUGUGAGAUAAAAAUUAAGGUAAUUAUUGUAAUUUUAUCUUUAAGGAAAAUCUAUGAUAUGUCUUUAGGCUGGCUAGGUUUGUGUGGCUUAUCUGUCUUAAUUGGUUGACAUCCCAGUCUACGUAUGUUCUCACAGAAUCAGUCUCGGUCCUAGGCUGAGGACGGAACACAUUGUUUAGUGAAAGGCCAUGAUCAUUAUCAUUGAAAUGCUGAAAACGAAAUUUUUUUAAAUUGUUGUACUAUUCAGUUUGUGAGUAAGUAUUUCUUGUUUGUCAUUUCAUUUUUUGGACUGUAUCUAGUUAUGGUACUGUAUUUAAAUAAUUUUGUUGAAGAUAUUUAGUUUGCCAGUUACAUAAAAGCACCAUAAAAUAUCACUGUUGUUAAUAAUUUUGAAUUAUAAUUUCUUUAAAAUAGUUUUCCUAUGGCUUGUUUUUCAUUAUCUGGUGCAUACCUGGUGUGGGUUCUGGGAGUUCUUCUGCUCCUGGAGCCUGGUCUGAGGCCAGGCUUGACUUGUUGUUGCAUUUUUAUACAUUAAGUAAUGAUUGCAUUUGUGAAACCUCUUAUCUUGCAGUAUGAUGCAAUAAUCAACUGUUUUAGACAAGUUUGUAUCAGCCUUUUGCCAAUAUCAACACACACAACAAUACACGUUGCAAAGGCAGGAGACAUGAUCAUGGAAUUUCUGGGCAAGGAUGUUUGUAUUGACCCUCUGUUCACAUUCUUGAUGAAUAUUGGUAUUUUAUAUUUCAUUUAAGAUUUCUGAAAUGGUGAAUAACCACUUGACUUUAGCACUAAACUCUUUGCCCAAAUCAUCAUAAAAAAAUAUCAAGGUGAUUCUUGAUUCAGAUUGUGCUUGGCAUCGGUGACACAAGAAUUAAAAAACAUUAUCAAACUCUUAAAAACAAAGGGUUUGCAUGACAUCACUAAUAUUAAAUUCUGUAAUGAGUAUUUGAUGAAAUUGAAUCUCUAUUGACAUGAAAUAUAUUUAAGUAUGACAUUCAAAUAUUAUAAAUAUUUUCUUAUACAGUAGACUUUAAGUUUGGUUCUUCAAGCAAUUGUUGAGUGUUAAAAAUUCAACUUAAUUUCAAUGAAAACAAAUAUUUAAAAUGAGGCAAAACAGAAGAUAACCAUUGUUUUGAUCAAAUGCAGAACCCCAACACAUGCAGUAAAUAAUAUUACAACUGUAUUAGUCAUGGUAUUUAAAGUUUUCCAUAUACUGUACUGUACUGUACAAUAUAUUUGUGAUAUGAGUUCAUGUCAAGUUGGAAAUGAGCAAAAUUAAGCUGUUCCAUGAAAGUGUGUAGAUGUGUAACAGAAUAUUGCAUUAGGAUGGUGGAUAAUGAAAGUUGUCUAUACAAAAACCUUCAAGUUAUUUUUUAAUUAAAACCUAAAGCAAAAUUAUUUGUAAUUAGCAACUGCAGUGUGUAAUGCUUUCUUAAAUUUAUUUUUGAAUUGAGUGUUGCAAAAUAAUGCAGUACUGUAUGGACAUCCUUGAUUUGUGUAAAUCAGCAUGAAUAAAACUUAUACUGUUUA